AUGGCACACUCCGACAGAUUAAAAGAUUUAUUCAUUCAAGACGAGUCUCAAACUCGGCUAUAUCGGCCGCGUCAUCUGCCCGCGUGCACCGGGCCCCAUAAAAGCUCCCAAAGCAAGAACAAAACAGUCGCGGAAUUAUGUAGCGAGCGACGCUUUCAAAGGGCCUCGUUCGUGCUCCGCUAUAAUCAUAAACAUAGAAAACGCACAAAAGCCGGCGGCGUCGCGUCGCUGUCAGAUAAAGUUGUAGCGUUUCUUUUGCUAGCCGCGCCUACGAGAGAAAACGCCGCGUGCGAGCGGGACGGUCGCUCCGCGCCGAUCGUUAGCCCUGAUCUUCAGCGCGCCACAAACACAGAGCCCGACCGAGAGCGAAAUUGCAGCGAGAAUGCACCUAGCUGUGUUAUUAACGCGAACGCUUCGGUGAAAAAAGGCCCCCUUCCGCAGGCGAGCGCGAGCGAAUCGCGUCCCAAUUCCUAUAGAGGUUGUGGCGCGAACCGCUCGCGCGGGCGUCGCGGCCGGUUGUUUGCGCGGUGCGAGCGAUUGUGGACGUUGUCGUCGGGGUAUAAGUCUAGUAUAUUUAGCCCGCAUUGCAUCGACGGCGUGGUGGGUGUAUUAGGUCGCUCGCACGCACUGCUGAACUAG
Molecule: messenger RNA, 639 nt
Organism: Leptosia nina
Lineage: Eukaryota; Metazoa; Arthropoda; Insecta; Lepidoptera; Pieridae
Source: the annotation of a GenBank genome assembly